Drosophila willistoni is the source of this 3031-nucleotide messenger RNA. Its product is annotated as C-mannosyltransferase dpy-19 homolog. Lineage: Eukaryota; Metazoa; Arthropoda; Insecta; Diptera; Drosophilidae. Gene Ontology annotation, cellular component: nuclear inner membrane. Gene Ontology annotation, molecular function: mannosyltransferase activity. The coding region runs from base 148 to 2799 and encodes 883 amino acids. The record is from RefSeq and is a predicted model, not a curated record. The transcript has 8 exons.
CUGCCAUCGAUGGAAUUCCCAGCUCUACUGCUGCCCUCCGGCCGGAACAGCUGAUUCCUUAUAUACCAAGUGACUGCAACAAUUAAAUAGAGCUGAGGUAGAGGCAGAGCAGCAAAAACAUCAAGUACACAGGCCCCAGCAGCCAAGAUGCGCGAGCCCAAUGUGUAUGUGAUUCUAUCGCAUGCGUUGAUUGGCUCUGGCUUCUUCUUUCUGUAUAUGCAGCAUGUUCGUGUGAUUUUCGAGACACGCACAAAUAUCCAUCAAUUGAGUCAAUUGGAGAAGGAAUCACUGAUCCGUAACGAGGACGCCUUAUAUUAUAGCUUCUAUAAGAAGCUAGUAGAUGGACCAAAUUUUUGGCAUGGCUAUGAGCAAUUGAAAAAUGUCACCGACAUUGAAUAUCCACAAAGUGUAAAUGUUUUGCAACGUUUCUAUGUCCUACCCGAAUUGGUUACGGCAUAUGUUUUCCAUAUAGUACGAUCGGGCUAUAAUCCUAUUUUGCAGCCAAUGCAAUUCUAUUUCGAAUUCGUUUGGAUAAUGGGCGGUGUCACUCUGUUGGUUCUCUAUUUGUAUGGCAUUAUGCUGAGCGAAAAUGUCUUUGGCGGUAUCUAUGGUGUGAUCUCGUAUCUAAUGUUUCAUAGCUUUGCUGCCAAAAUCUAUGAACGUCCCUUGGCAAGGGAAAAUUUUGCAUUCCCCUUUAUAUUUCUGCAAAUGUUUUAUCUUUGCUUCUGCAUUGGUCAGGUCAUCUAUACGCAAAGACACAGCUCCAGAUUGUUAAAGAUCUUUACUAUGUCGAUAUUCAUUGCCAUUGCUCUGCUCUCCUGGCAAUUCUCCACAUUCAUAUUUACAACGCAAAUUUUGAUUGUGAUGACAUCAUGGAAUAUCAGUGUCAUGCCCACGGGCACAGCGAAUGCAUUCGCUUUGGACUUUUCCAUAUCACAUCUGUUGGGCAAUGCAUUGGCCUUCAUCAUUUCGCAUGGCAAUGGCCAAUUGCUCUUCACAUGGCAAUUGAGUGUCUCGCUCAGUCUAUUCCUAAUCACAAUGGUGCGACAAGUGCGCAGUCGUCGCCUGACCAAUGAUCCCCUGCAGGGUGAUUAUUUCUCAUUGAAAUUCAUUUUGCUCGCUCUACUCUUUGCGAGCAGCAUGCAGGCCAAAUUGCUUGACCUAUUGGUCAAGGCCGGCAUGCUGAAUCCUCAGGAUAAUACCUGUGUGCAUUACUGUGAUCUCUGGGCCCACUGGGCGCUGCAGAUGAAGGUAAACUUUGUCACCAAUUUAUCUGCAUGCAAUCCGCAUUAUGUGCCAGUUGCCUGGUCCGAAUUGUGGCAAUUGGUUAAGACAUUGAUCGUUAAACCGUAUUGCAUGUACGGUGUGGUCAUGCUGGCCAUGUUCUUUCGCAAAUGGCGCAAAUCUAAUGUGCCACAACGGGCUGCUAGCCAAGAGCAACGGGAACGAGCCCGCAACUAUGUGCUCGAGGAUUUCCUCGAAGAGCAUCGUGUUUCCAUGUCCGAAAUGUCUAAUAAACAGACCGAACAGCAGCUACAAAAAUGCCUAAAAAUGCUCGAGAGUUGUGAUCAUGACUAUGAGCGAUAUAAACGUGAAAAGGCUAAAAUGCAGCAGGAACAACCAGCUGAACGGGAUGAUUUCAUAGCCGAUAUAAAGCGUUUGAAAGAGCAAAUAAAUCGUAACAAAGAGCGAGAGCAGGGCGAAAACAAAGAUGAACUGCAACAGCAGCAAGCCCAGACCCAGGACACAGAAGCAGAGAAAACGUUCAUUCCUGCUUCUGAUCCUGCAGCCGAUUCCACUUCCACUACAACAACAACUACUAAUACUAUAAAUGCCACUAAGGAUAAGGAGAAAACGGAAGAAACCUUGCCGUCCAAAACCACUGAUGAGACAACCAACAAGUCAUCAUCAUCAUCGUCAUCGUCACCCAAUCGCAAUGGCCAUUCAUCAUCCCAUACGCAUAAUCAUAACCAUUCCCAUUCCCGUUGCCAUCGCUCACAUAGGAAUUCCAUGUCAUCCACAUCAUCGUUCUCGGUUGUGCCCACAACAAAUGCACAAAUCCUUAAUCUUCAUUAUAUGUAUAGCUUCCUUCAAAUGCUUGUCUUCACCGUUAUCGGCCUCACAGUGCGCAAAUUGUUCUUCCUUAGCUUUACUCAGGGUUGUGUUAUAGCUCCAACUGUAUGCUCCAAAGUCUGGUAUCAUCGACAGCGCAAUAUCUUUUGGUCUGUCUCCUUGGCCGUCUUCUUACUCAGCAUGUUUGAUCCCGGCAUGGUGAACAUACGUGAAGAAUACUUUCCAACACGUUAUACCCAAAAUACAGACGAUUUGGAUAGUAUGCUGGAAUGGAUUAAAGUCAAUACAGAGAGAGAUGCAGUUUUUGCCGGACCCGUGGAGAUCAUUGGCACUGUUCACUUGACAACCAAAAGGCCAAUUGUUAAUCAUGCCCAUCUUGAGAUGCGACAAAUUGCUGAACGUACGGAGCAUGUCUAUUCGGUAUAUAGUCGUCAACAAUCUUCAGAUAUCUACAAUCAGUGCUCACAAUUGAAAAUUCAAUACUUGAUCAUAUCGCUCGAUGAGUGCACCAAUGAAGUGCGGGAUGACUGUGAUAUUCUAUCUAUAUGGGAUGACAAGCAGCCUACUUACCGCAAUUAUCCGCAAUUCUGUCAUGAAUUGCUGCACAAGAAUGUGCCAAGUUUCCUUAAAGUCUAUGCGAAUGACAAUUAUGGGAUUAUCAAGAUGUUCUCACAAUCGGUACAAAUCAAUUUGAAGCACAAUAAAAUGCCCGAAAUGUCCAUUUGAGAGGAGAAUUGUUGCCGUUGCCAUAGUCCAAGCCAAUGUCGUCGCCGUCGCCGCCAUCGCAGCAGCAGGAGAAAGAGCGGUCAACGGAAGCAUAAGGAUUAGGAAUUUGGCGGAAGAAAGAGAUGGAUUGAAAAAGACUGUCACAUUAAACCUUUUUCCAUCCUCCUUUACCUUCUCGACAACAAAAGGAAAACAAAUAUAAAAACAACAAAAACAAAAAACCAGACGACAC